AUGCUCGACUGCCAGCUCGACAAGGAUGGGAACCCGCGCCCCAAGCGGCCGAUACCUAAGAUUAUCGGGAUUCGGCAGCAUAUGGAGAUCCAGCGGGUCAAGCAGAUGGAGAAGCAGGGUCCUGAUAGCUGGCUAGUGCGGAAGUUCGCGGUCGGACUUGUCGCCGGAAUCUUCGGCUACAGCUACUAUAUCUACGUCGUGCGACUAUGCAUACCAAUGAUCCGGAUGGAGAGCGACCGAUUAGGUGGGAGAGCGCAGGGCCUCGCCUACCUCGUCAUCUUCCACUUCCUCUUCGUUAUGUUCGUCUGGACGUACUACGUGGCGGUCACGACUGCGCCAGGCUUCGCGCGGGAUUACGUGCCCAAGACGGACCCUCCCCAAGCGCAAGAAGAGUAUAUCACAGUCGCUGGCCAGCGCUUCGAGGACCAGCCGAACACCCACGAACCGAAGCUCUUGCCCGCCGACGACCUGCAUUCGCCACGAAGACGGCGACGCGGACGACGGGUCGAAGACGAGAAUCUCGACGAACUCGACGACGACUACGAGGGAGACUCGUCGGGAGAGCAGGUCGAAACUGUCGAGAUGAGCGAGAAGCGGAGACAAUCGCUCGUCUCGCAGGUUCACGACGACGACCAGGUUGCCGAGGCAAGCCCAGCCGCCGGUGCUCUCGGCCCGGCGAUCGGCGCAGCACUAGCAAACGCCCAGAGCCCGCCGACCGACUCGCCGGUGACGCCCGAGGUCCUCUCCUCCUCAGCGAAUGGCAAUGGCCUUUCACCUGCAGACGAAGAUCGAGGUCGCCACGACUCCGGCGGCUCAGUCACACUCGUUCACUCCUCUUCCUCGCCAGAUGCGCCUACGUUCCCCCCGAAAGUCCACCUCUCGAACGGCACGGACGGCAACGAACCACAGCCCCGUACCUCCCAAUCCUCCGCCGCUCCGUCAUACUUGCACUUCGCCGAGCCGCCCGACGACUGGGAACCUCCGAAGCGCCUUGCGGUCGAGCGAGUCCCGAACAGCGCGCCGGUCUUGACGGAGCGGUACCGGUACGACCCGAGGGAGGGGAUCGUCAGGCCGUACCGGAGUCAUCGGUGCAGACACUGCGCUGCGAUCGUCCUGAAGAUGGACCACCAUUGCCCGUGGGUCGGUAGCUGCGUCGGCGCGCGCAACUACAAGUACUUCUACAACUUCCUCCAGUACUCGACACUGUACACCUUCUUCGUCUUCCUCACCCUCCUGAUCGCGCAAACCCUCCCACUCGGCACCUUCACCGCGAAUCGCCCCUAUCCCGGCGUCGACGGUCAACAAGUCGCCAUCAUCGCCCUAUCGUUCCUCUUCUUCCUCUUCACCUGCUCGCUGUUCACUGCCCACACGAUGCUCAUCCUCCGCAACGUGACGACGAUCGAGGAGAUUAGCGCGAAGCGAAUGAGGCAGAGAGAGCGGGCUGCGCUCAGCAGCACGUACAAGUUCCUGCAGUGGAGGGCCAAGCGCGAUACGGUGCGCGAGUGGAACAAGCAGUGGGGACGCAUCGGCAAGGAGGGUAACCUGUGGUGGCUCGGUUCGAAUCGAGCGAACUGGGAGAUGGUUAUGGGCAAGGCCAAGCUGGGCUGGUUCCUGCCUAUCCCAGCACGUCCUGUACACGACGAUGGCCUGCACUACGUGCCGAACCCGCGCUUCAGCCCAGAGGGCUACUGGCGGCGUCGCUCCGAGUGGCCCGUCGAGCUUCGUUGA
Rhodotorula toruloides NP11 is the source of this 1728-nucleotide messenger RNA. RefSeq names its product vacuole protein, palmitoyltransferase domain containing. Gene Ontology annotation, cellular component: Golgi apparatus; endoplasmic reticulum. The record is from RefSeq and is a predicted model, not a curated record. The transcript has 8 exons. NCBI's taxonomy places the organism in Eukaryota, Fungi, Basidiomycota, Microbotryomycetes, Sporidiobolales, Sporidiobolaceae. Gene Ontology annotation, molecular function: protein-cysteine S-palmitoyltransferase activity. Gene Ontology annotation, biological process: protein targeting to membrane; peptidyl-L-cysteine S-palmitoylation. Bases 1 to 1728 code for a protein of 575 amino acids.